AUGAUUACUUGCGACUGUAGCCUAAUCCAAGAUUUCCAUCUCAUCGACAAGCUAGCACAUUUUGAUCGCGAGAGAAUUCCAGAGCGCGUUGUUCAUGCAAAGGGCGCUGCGGCCCAUGGAUAUUUUCAAGUUACCUCGGCAGAAAUUUCAAAAUAUACACGUGCCAAGUUUUUGGAAAAGGUUGGCAAGAAAACCCCUGUUUUCGUGCGUUUCUCCACAGUCGGAGGAGAAAAGGGGUCCGGAGACACGGAGCGAGAUCCCAGAGGAUUUGCACUAAAGUUUUACACUGAAGAAGGGACCCAUCAAAGUUUCCAGGCAGGACGUUUGCCCUUACCAUUAGAUUUUAUCCACACGCAAAAGCGAAAUCCAAAAUCCAAUCUAAAGGAUCCAGACAUGUUUUGGGACUUCCUCAGUUUGGUCCCCGAGUCGAUUCAUCAAGUGACGAUUUUGUUUUCCACUAGAGGGACCCCUGAUGUAGAAUGUUACAAUGCUUACCAUUUUGUAAAGUUCCAUUUCAAGACGGAUCAAGGGAUUAAAAACCUCACCGCAGAACAGGCAACACAGCUUGUUGGGUGUGACCCUGAUUAUGCAACGAGAGAUCUUUUUAUGGCCAUUGAGAGGGGCGAAUAUCCGUCUUGGAGUGUAUUUGUGCAGAUUAUGAAGCCUGCCGAUGCUUUAAAGUACAGAUGGAAUAUUCUGGACGUGACCAAAGUAUGGCCUCAUAAAGACUAUCCCCUGGUGCCGAUCGGCAAAUUGGUUUUGAACAGAAACCCUGAAAAUUAUUUUGCUGAAACCGAGCAGGCAGCUUUUUCACCCAGCCACUUGGUGCCGGGUAUUGAACCUUCUGCCGACAAGAUGCUUCAGGGGCGGCUCUUUUCAUAUCCCGACACCCAUCGACACAGACUUGGGCCGAAUUACACCCAAAUCCCCGUUAAUAUACCCAUCAACUCAAAGUUAAAUCACAACCAGAGAGAUGGGUUUAUGGCGGUCAAUGGCAAUUUUGGAUCGCACCCAAAUUAUGAGCCAAAUUCUUUUGGGGGUCCGCAUCAGUUGGGCCCUCAGAUAGGCAUUUCUUAUACUCCAGAUGAACUGCAGGGGAGGAUCGCUCGUCACGUUAUGUCGUUAACGGACGAUGAUUUUGCACAGGCUGGAAACCUUUAUAGACUGAUGAGUGAGCAAGACAAGACCCAUCUGGUCAACAACAUUGCCGGCAAUCUUCAGAACGCAAAAAAAUUUAUUAGAGACCGCCAAUUGGCCCACUUCAAAAGAGCCGACCCGGAGUUUUUAAGGGAUUCCCUGGCAAGUAUUUCCAAGCUUUCUGGAGAAUCUGAUUCGUUGAAAGAACUCCUUGCAUUGCUUCCGACUCAGAUAAAAAAGGCCUCAAACAUUCUUAUUGAAGACAUUUUGGAUCAGUUGCUUAGGGCCUUGAUAUUGAUGCCGAGGUCUUUUUCACUCAAUAUUGAGCAAGACCAAGAUGUUGAACACUGCCUUUUGGUUUCAAAAAUCAUCGAAUGUGUCCAAAUUGCGGUUUCGCGUUCGCCCCUCUUAUCGAUGACUUUAGAUCUUAGUGACCGCCUAUUCAUCCUCAAUUUGCUAUCCUCUCUUCCCCGAUCAGAAGCGGUUGGUGUUUCUGACUAUGUGGGUUACGAACUCGCAUUUAAGGGCACGCGUCACCAUUCGGUUCCAAUUUUUGCAACUUAUUGCCACUUGGUACACUCUUUGGUGGCAAAGGCUUUGACAAAAAGUCUGAAUCGGGAUCUAGGGUGCAACUUUACCGUUGACAUUGAGGAUAUAUUCCUCGAUAAUGCUAUAAAAUCACUUGGCUACAUAUAUUCCUUCUCGACUUUAUCGCCGUACUUUAUGCAGAUUUCGGCGGGCCAUUGUGGGGUCUUUGAGGCACUGCUUCAAUCAAAACGAGUAAAAGGCUCCCUCGCUAUCAGGAAAAGAACAUACGCAAAUUUAGUUUUGUUUUUUGACACGCUUCUUUCCGUGCCCAUAUCGAUAAGACCAUCGCUUGGUCCUAUCAUUGGAAUCCUUAACAAGCAAUCCCAUGGUAAAUGA
This is a messenger RNA of Mitosporidium daphniae, 2061 nucleotides long. RefSeq names its product catalase. Gene Ontology annotation, biological process: hydrogen peroxide catabolic process; response to hydrogen peroxide. The transcript is spliced from 5 exons. The coding region runs from base 1 to 2061 and encodes 686 amino acids. Lineage: Eukaryota; Fungi; Microsporidia. Gene Ontology annotation, molecular function: catalase activity; heme binding. The record is from RefSeq and is a predicted model, not a curated record. Gene Ontology annotation, cellular component: mitochondrion; cytoplasm; peroxisome.